GAGAUCACGCUAGCGCAGGCGCAGAUCAAAGCGUCCUCGUGUCCUAGCAACGAGGUCCGGGUGCUGAGGACAGACCUUUUCUGAUGCCUGCAGGCUCCUGCAGCCCCAACACUCCCAGAGUUCAGUGCCCACCUCCCAAAGGAAGCCAUGCGUGGAGUUGUUCCUGCUCAGAGCCCUGUGGGUGUCUGCAUCUCUGAUGCCCUCAUUGCCAAGAGGAACUUGGCCUUCAAAAAAGACAAGGAUACUUCAAAGGUGAAGCCUCAGGCUCUUGCUGUGCUUCAGACUGUUCGCCUAGACCGAGAGGGCAUUGGCUAUAUUGGAAACCUAGAGGGCCUCCGAGCCCUUCACAGUCUCUACCUUCAAGAGAAUGAGAUCCGUCGAAUUGAGAACUUAGACUGUCUCCCUUGCUUACGCUUCCUAACCCUGGCAGGAAACAAGAUCCAACAGAUAGAAAACCUUCGUGGUCUCCAGCAGCUGCAGCUCCUGGACUUAUCUCACAAUCAAAUUGCAACAUUGCAACUAGCUGAGCUUCCCCAGAACCUCCUAGUUCUUAAUCUUUCUGGGAAUGAUUGUACCAAGCAGGAUGGCUACAGGGAAAUGGUGACAGAGUCCUUACAUUGGCUUCUGGAUCUAGAUGGUGAGAAGGUGCCUGGAUGGGAGGACCCAGAGGAGAACAAAGUGACAGACACCCAGGACGAGUUCCCCGAAUUGAGUGGCCCCUUCUGUUCGGAACGAGGCUUCUUCGAGGAACUAGAACAGGAGCUGGCCAGUCAUAGGGAGAGGAGACUAAGGGAGGUCCUGCUGGAGCAUGAGAUCAGGAUGGCAUUCAAGCCUGUGACCACUGACCUCUCACUGCUGCCAGGGGCCCCUCCACCUAAGAGCCACAGCCCCUCUCCAGUGUCUGGACAAGAUGCAGCAGGGGCCAGCCCCACUGAACCACCUUCUGCCACCAGGAAACCCCGCGGCCUGGACAGCCAGCCGCAGAGCAACACAGUGAAGGUGGAGAAAAGGGGAAGACUGACCACAGGCCCCCAAGCCAAGGCUCAACACGCUACCACAACGGCAGCCAUCAGAGCCACAAAAUAAAAGGCCACAGGCUCUUUACACUCCACCUUUUCUCUCUCAGCAGAGCCAUGGGAGGAAUAAAAGGGUGGGAAAUAAGGAUGGCCAUGUGUUUAAAUUCCCAUUCCCUGACAGAAGCUCAUUCCUAAUAAACUGUCUCUGGCUCCCAA
Phascolarctos cinereus (koala) is the source of this 1232-nucleotide messenger RNA. It is a transcript of the gene LRRC46, whose product is annotated as leucine rich repeat containing 46. The record is from RefSeq and is a predicted model, not a curated record. Gene Ontology annotation, molecular function: protein binding. NCBI's taxonomy places the organism in Eukaryota, Metazoa, Chordata, Mammalia, Diprotodontia, Phascolarctidae.